Molecule: messenger RNA, 4950 nt
Organism: Malassezia japonica
Lineage: Eukaryota; Fungi; Basidiomycota; Malasseziomycetes; Malasseziales; Malasseziaceae
Gene: CDC5
Product: polo kinase
Exons: 3
Coding region: 1-4950 (1649 amino acids)
Biological process (GO): double-strand break repair via homologous recombination; protein phosphorylation; mitotic spindle organization
Cellular component (GO): spindle pole body; spindle pole; nucleus
Molecular function (GO): protein serine/threonine kinase activity; protein binding; ATP binding
Source: RefSeq, a predicted model, not a curated record
AUGGGCCCCGACACGGCAUCGCCGCGCGUGCCGCUCGGCGAGGUGUCGCUGAAUCGAUCCAAUUCCCAUCCUGAACUGACGCAGGUGGGGGGGAAACCUAUACGCGAGUGGAAGCGGCACAAGACAUGCGCCACAGCGGGCGUACUGCCGGUCCACAUCGAGACGAGCAGCGAGGACCUCGCUGUGUGCGAGCAAGAGUUUGAUCUCGACGGCGACACAGAGUUCUUUGAGUCGCUCGACGAGUCGGCAUGGCUCAUGCUUGAUGCGGAGAGCGCGCCGCCCCCGCCGCCGGCCGCGGCGCCGGUCGGAUUCCAAAAGGCGAACGGAAAGCGCCUGGCGCGCCCGAGCGCCGCAGCGCUGCAGCAGGCCGCCAAGCGCCUGCGCCUCGACGAGGAAAGCCUGGAUGCGCACACGGACACACUGCGUGCGCCGGCGCCGAUCAAGGCCGAGCCGGACGCUGGGUUCAGUGCCCUGUCGCAGGCCGAGAGCGACGCGCCUAUGUCGAGCAUGCCGAGCCAGCCGCAUGCGCCGAGCCAGCCACUCGCGCCGAGCCAGCCGCUCGCGCCGAGCCCAUCCAAAACGCCGCAGCGCGCUGCAAGCCACAAAACACAGACGCCGAGCCGCGCUCCGCCCCAGACGCCCACGGUCAAGACGAGCACGCCUGCCGAACCCCAGUACGGUGCGUUUGUCGCACGUCCUAGCGUGCGUGCGACGCCGCCCCAGACGCCGCCGGUGCGUGCGCGGCCCGGCAGUGCGCUCGGCACGGUCCGCUCGCGCGGUACGCCGCUCGGUGCGACGCCGCUCGGCCGCGCCUCGAUCUCGGUCGGGAUCACGCCGCGCGCGUACCGCACCGGCCUCGGUGCGUCUGCGCGGUCGUCGUUUACGCCUCCCUUUAAACGCACGCCGGCCGCCGCCGCGCCGCUGACCGAGCAGCGUCGUGCGCCCGAGCCCGUUUUUGACCUUGCCCCCCGCGACCGCCUUUCGUAUACCCAAUCUGGCCUUGUGCCUCGUCCGCGGUCGUGGGACACGGCGGUAGCCGAAGGCGUGCCCGCCGAGGCGUGCCGCAUCCUUGCGGACCCACCCUGUGCGGCGCACUAUGCCUUUGGCGGGACGCACGGCGCCGAGGAGGCCGUAAAGACGCUGCAUGCGCUCGGCGCCGAGCGUGCGUCGCAGAAAUGGGUCGCGCACCACUGGGCGCUGAUCCUCUGGAAGCUCGCGGCGUACGCCGCGUCUCAGCCGACAAACCACUGGUGGACGUGGCAGCGCGUCGUCGACCAGCUCCUGUACCGCUACGAGCGCGAGGUGCGCCGCGGCCAGCACAGCGCCGUCAAGCAGAUCCAGGAGCGUACCGCGCCCGCGGACCGCCCCAUGGUCCUCUGCGUGUACCACAUCCAGCGCAUGGCCGACGACGACGGCACCGCGACGCUCCUCCAUCUGACCGACGGCUGGUACAAAAUCCGCGCCGAGCUCGAUGCGCCGCUGCAGCGUGCGGUCGACGCCGGCAAGAUCCGCCUGGGCCACAAGCUCGGCAUCGGUGCCGCGAAGCUGCAUGCGUUUGGCGACGGGACGCCCGCGCUCGACGCGCUGCACACGUCCGACCUUGCGCUCGCCUCGAAUUCUACCGUGCUUGCCCGAUGGGAUGCGCGCCUCGGGUUUCAGCGGACGUCGUUUGCGUCGAGUCUCGGGCGCCUCUCGAGCGACGGCGGGAUGGUCGCGCUGAUGGACAUUGUGCUCGAUCGCGUGUACCCUACGGGCUACCAGGAAGGGCAGCUCGACGCGCGGGGCAUCCCUACGUACGCCGGCCCCCAGCACGGCGAGGAGGAAGAGGCGGAGCGGCGUGCGGCGUGGGCGGCGCAGCGCUCUGCUGCCGAGAGCCGCCUGCGCACCGGCGCCGCGCGCGUCCAAAAAGUCCUUGCAUGGCUCGAGGCGCGCGUGCAGCCCUGUGAGCCGACCGAGCCGAGCGCCACGGCCGAUGCGAAUGCGCUCCUCGGCCUGGUCGAGCGGUCCGAGGCGCCGGUCGAGGCGCUCGUCGCCGCGACGCAGCGCGACACGCAGACGCGGCUACGUGCGCUGCUGUGGAGCGCUCGCCUGCGCUCCAUGGCGCUCGCUGCGCCGGAUACCGACGCGUACCGCGCGGCGCUCGACGCCGAGUGUCACCCUCGCACGGUCCGUGCGUUUUGCAUCGUGCGCUUCCACGACGCGCUCCCCCCCACGCGCCCCUCGCGGCGCACCGUCCAGCUUACUGUGUGGGACCCGCCCCCGCUGGCCGUCGGCCUGCGCUACACCGUCACGCACCUGGUCCCCACGCAGGCCAAGAGCUGGCGCCCCCGCACGGUGGAGGCGGACGUGAUGCUCGCCACGACCCGGACCACGUGGUGGAGCCCCGACCCUACCGUAUCGCUUCCUGCCGCACCUCGUCGUGCGGUGCUCCAGUCGAUCUCUGCGCAAGAAUCGGUGCCGGUGCAGCGCCAAACAUCCGGCGGAGCCGACCCCUACAAAGUGUCGGAGAACAUGAUACAUGCCGAGGCGCAGGCCCAGGUGCGUGGCGCUCGCCGGCAGUUUGCCCCCCUUACGGGGAUGGGCAACAUUGUGCCUGCCGCGCAGCAGCCUGCCUCGCCGAAGCGUGCCGACCUGCCCGCGCCGGUGACCAAGGAUACGGUCACGCACAAUGCGAGUAAGAAGCCGCAGCUCCCUACCCCGCCCCGGACCAUUGUGGACCCCAACGGAAACGAGUACGAGCGCCAUGCCAUGCUGGGCCAGGGCGGCUUUGCUCGCGUGUUCCACGUCACGGACAAGUACGGCCAGGACAAGGCGUUCAAGGUGAUUGCCAAGAGUGCUAUUAUGCAGUCCAAGAAGAAUCGCCAAAAGAUCCUGGCAGAAAUCAUGAUUCACAAGUCGCUGAAGCAUGUGCACAUUGUCGGCUUCGAGGACGUGUUUGAGGACUCGGAGAAUGUCUACUUUGUCCUCGAGCUCUGCCACAACGGCAACAUGAACGACAUUGUGAAGCGCCGCGGCCGCUACCAGGAGUCCGAGGCGCGCUACUUUAUGAUUCAGAUUCUUGCUGGGAUCCAGAACAUGCACAACAACUCCAUCAUUCACCGCGACCUGAAGCUCGGCAACGUGUUCCUCGACAAGAACAUGCAGAUUAAAAUCGGCGACUUUGGUCUCGCGGCGCUCCUCAAAUACCCCGAAGAGCGCAAGAAGACGGUGUGCGGCACGCCGAACUAUAUUGCACCCGAGAUCCUCUACGACCAGGGCGACGGCCACUCGUUCGAGGUCGACGUCUGGUCUGUCGGCGUCAUUCUCUACACACUGCUCGUCGGCCGCCCGCCGUUCCAGACGAGCAACGUGCAAAAAAUUUACGACCGCAUCCGCCGUAACGACUACAUGAUCCCCCCGGAGGCGAACGUCUCGCACGAAGCGCAGCAGCUCAUCCGCCAGAUUCUCUCGCAGCGCCCUUCCGAACGCCCGUCGCUCACGGAAAUCAUGGACCACCCCUGGUUCAGGGCGGGGACCGUCCCGCUGCACGUCCCGUCGGACGCGGUGCACCAGCAGCCGUACAUCCCUACGCUCACAGAGGGCGAGAGCUUGCGCAACUUUGAGCAGCUCAAGGCCGCCGCCGACUGGCAGUCCGACGCCGAGCUCGAGGAGGCCGCGCCAGAAGUCCCGGCCAAGUCCACACGCGAGGACCUCCGCGUGCUCGAGGCCGUGGAAGAGAACCGCGACAGGAUCGACCGCGAGUUCCAGCAGGCGAUCCACCCGGGCAGCCCGAUCUCGACGCUGCUCAAGGUCGGCCGCCAGCCGCUGGUCAAGGCGAACGUCCCGGCGCCGACGACCGCCACGGCGCUCACAAACAAGCUGGGCCAGAUGUCGCUGCGCACGCAGGACAAGGAGAACGCACAACGUGCGCACCGCACGGCGCCUACGCCGACCGACGACGCGCACCUGCGCCAGAUGACCCAGGUCGUGGCCGGCACUGCGCCGACGCGCCCCCUGACCAGUAUGGAGUUGAUGGUGCACUAUCUCAACGAUGCGUUGCACCACUUUGAUGCCGAGGACGAGAGCCCCCAUGUGCCGCGCGACGCGGACAAUGAGGCGGUGACCAUUCCCCUCCCGGUCGUGGUCGAGGGCGAGGAAGGCGAGCUCCGUGCAAAGCCCGCGGCGCCCCGCCAGUUUAUCAUCUCCUGGCUCGACCACUCGGAGAAGUACGGGCUGGGCUAUGCGCUGUGCAACGGCACGGUCGGCGUGCACUUCCGCGACUCGACAAGCAUGGUGCUGGCGCCCCGCCGCCAGACCUUUGACUAUGUAUACAACGUGCGCCUGCGCACCACCGACGCUGCGCCGCGCACCGACCAGCUCCGUCGCGAGAACUAUGCGAUUCCGGCGGGGGCCGUGCAGGGCGCGGUGUCCGAGGCCGAGUGGCUGCCCCGCGAGCUGGUGAGCAAGUUUAAGCUGAUGCGCUUCUUUGAGAGCGAGAUCAUGGAGCGCCUGUACGGCGCCGACAGCCCCCUCACCUACGUGGACGAGGAGCUUGCUGCAGGCAUGGGCUUUGUCCACAAGUGGUACCGCUGCAAGCAGGCGAUCGUCUUCCGCCUCAGCAGCGGCACUGUGCAGUUCAACUUUUACGACCAUACCAAGCUCUUCCUGUCGUGCGACGGCCUCGUCGUCUCGGCGAUCGACUCGCCGGACAAGACCGACGGCGUCCCGGUCCUUCGCACCUGGACCCUGGCCGAGAUGGUGGCGAUCGCGCACCCGCGUCGCUCUGCCGCCGAGGCCGCCGCGGCGCAGGCGGUGGCCGGCGACUCGGCGCGGGACCGCUUCCCGCACUUUUUCCACACCAAGCCGAGCGAGCGCCGCUUCGUGCGCCAGCUGAUGAAGAAGCUGCGCUACGUCCGCGACGUGCUCAUGACCACGACCUCGGCGUCGCACGCGGCAGCAGGCGCCGCCUAA